CAGAAGAAGCCAAUUGCACAGAAUGCACUGACUAUUUUUGGACUGAAAAAAAUCCGGUGACAGCUAUCAUAAAGUUCGAUAAUUUAGAAAUAAAAGGUAGAUUCUCUCUGUAUGAUAACAUGAAAGAUAGUGGAACUCAGAUAUCCGGAUCUUUUGUUCGAGGAAUGAAAUUGAACAAACCUUAUCUAUACAAAUUCAUCACUCAUAUAUACUCUACUUGCGAUAAUGUUCAUAAAAAUGAAUUUUUUGCGUUUGAUGUGAGCCAUAGUUUCUUGCCUAGAAAGGUUAAAACUAUUAGAAGUAACAAGUUUGGAUCGUUCAAGACCACAUCAAAUAGUUGGUACUGGGGACAUAAUAUUCCUACUGUAGUUCUAGCAUAUCAGAAAUCAUCUCUUAAUUCUAAGACUUGGAAAUUUAAAGGGUGCGCAGAAUUGAUUAUGAAAGAUAAGGAAAGCAUUAAAAAACCUAAAAAUCAAUUAAACCCUUUGGAAAAUAAUGACACAUUUCAAAGUACCUUCGAUAAUAAUACCAACACAAUAACAAGAGACGAAGUUUUAAGUUCUUCGAAAGAGCUUCAAGAUGAAGUUCUUUUUAAUUCAUCUAAAACUGAUAAAAAGUAUUACGUUGAUAUAGAAAUAACGGAUGACUUUAAAAUAUAA
This is a messenger RNA of Dentiscutata erythropus, 659 nucleotides long. NCBI's taxonomy places the organism in Eukaryota, Fungi, Glomeromycota, Glomeromycetes, Diversisporales, Gigasporaceae. The record is from the annotation of a GenBank genome assembly.